UUGCUUAUAGGCGGUGUGCGGCCUCUGUUCAGCCUCCUCUUAUUUCUUCAUAGCUGAACUGCCUGAACAUGGCUGGUUGCUGAGGUCUCUACAGCGGCCGGUGACUAGCUACAGAGUGAGAGAGGCAUCGAAUGUUAUGCUUUGCAAGGUGCUCUGCUAAGAGUGUCGAGGAGAAACAAUUCAAAUGCAGGCUUUGCUAAAUCCUGCAGAUGAGAAAACAGGAUAGGCGUUGGUAGUGGUGUUACUGCAUCUCAACAAGGAACAAAGGUCUUGGCAAGUGAUGCCAACUCGUACUCGUGGAGGGCAGCCUCUGGUCGGAUUUCCUAACAGUGAUGUAACUUCUUGUCAGGAGUGAUAAUUGACUUUCUGUCUGCGAAGCUGAUGGUUUCUGAAUUGUUCCAAUAAUGUGGUGCUAAUGGUCCUAGCGGGAAUCAGAGGCAAAUUUUCACCUUUCUCGGUUCACGAGAAUCCACAAACCAACCGUACCUGUCGUGCCCUCUACAAGUUUACCAGGUGUUUGAAAGUGUGGCCAAGAAAUACGAUGUCAUGAACGAUUCAAUGACUCUAGGGUUUCAUCGAAUAUGGAAGGAUAUCUUUGUACACAAGAUGAACCCUUCCCCAGGAACGCUUCUUCUUGAUGUUGCUGGAGGAACAGGUGACAUUGCCUUCAGGUUUCUCAAUUACGUCCGCUCCGUUCGGGAACGCCAGGUGCAGCGGAAGCUGAGGCAGCAGCAGAACUUAUCCUGGCAGGAGAUUUCUGAGACUUACCAGGAAGACAAACUGAAGUCACUAGGGGAUUCCCAAGUGGUGGUCUGUGACAUCAACAGAGAAAUGUUAAAAGUUGGGAAGCAGAAGGCGCAGCAUCUUGGCUACUUGGAAGGCAUGUCCUGGGUACUUGGGGAUGCUGAAGAGCUGCCCUUUGAUGAUGCUAAGUUUGAUGUUUACACAAUAGCCUUUGGAAUCCGAAAUGUAACUCGUAUUGAUUUGGCCCUUCAGGAAGCCUAUCGUGUGCUGAAACCAGGAGGAAGAUUUCUCUGCCUUGAAUUUAGUCAUGUCAACAACCCUCUUCUUUCCAGGCUCUAUGACCUGUACAGUUUCCAGGUGAUCCCUGUUCUGGGUGAGGUUAUUGCUGGUGACUGGAAGUCCUAUCAGUAUCUUGUGGAGAGCAUCCGACGUUUUCCCACUCAGGAGGAGCUGAAGGCAAUGAUAGAAGAUGCAGGCUUCUUCAAAGUGGACUAUCAGAAUUUAAAUGCUGGUGCUCUUCUCGAAGGCCAGCUUGACCUCUCCACAGGCACCACUAGCAGGAAAGCAGAGCAGAGUCAGUGCUCAUAGAUGCUCCUGUGAGUCUGCACAAGCACAGACAGGCAUCCAAGCACUGCAUCACACACAGCCUCCAGCCGCUGCUUUUAACCCUCCAAGGGCAGCAUCAUGUUAAAGGCUUCUCAGAGAGCAUUCAGCAUUCAGGCAGUCUCAUUAAAAACAUGCCAAGGGCUGCCUGCUUUUGUGGGGGGUUUGCUUUUUUUUUUUUUAAUAAACAACAGCCCAAUUAA
This is a messenger RNA of Pogoniulus pusillus (Red-fronted tinkerbird), 1550 nucleotides long. RefSeq names its product coenzyme Q5, methyltransferase (gene COQ5). Gene Ontology annotation, biological process: ubiquinone biosynthetic process. The transcript is spliced from 9 exons. Gene Ontology annotation, molecular function: methyltransferase activity. Bases 547 to 1332 code for a protein of 261 amino acids. The record is from RefSeq and is a predicted model, not a curated record. Lineage: Eukaryota; Metazoa; Chordata; Aves; Piciformes; Lybiidae.